Nothobranchius furzeri (turquoise killifish) is the source of this 3537-nucleotide messenger RNA. RefSeq names its product YTH domain-containing family protein 1. Gene Ontology annotation, cellular component: cytoplasm. Gene Ontology annotation, molecular function: mRNA binding; N6-methyladenosine-containing RNA reader activity. Lineage: Eukaryota; Metazoa; Chordata; Actinopteri; Cyprinodontiformes; Nothobranchiidae. The record is from RefSeq and is a predicted model, not a curated record. Gene Ontology annotation, biological process: mRNA destabilization.
GCUGCACUUACGCCAUUUCCGCUCCUGCAGACCCUGGAAGAAGCUGGCGUUAGGAAUUGAGAGGCUACCUACCGAGGCUGGUUUAAUUUAGCACCGAGGGGCUCGAAGCAGACCGAAGCCCCGCUGGAUUAAUGUGGACACGGCAGCGCGACGUGCCAGCAGGGCCUCGACAAGCCAAACGAGCCGAAACAACAGCAAGGAGCUAACCGCUAGCUCAGCUUGUAUUUGUUAGCAGAGCUAAAACGACGGACAGUGACUCUCCGUUUGUCGGAGUUUGUAGCUCACACACCGCACGGCUUGGGGCUCCGGUCUCCCACAACAUCUGGUGGAUGAAUGAUGUCUACCGCUAGUAUUGACCCUCAGACAUCAAAAGGACAAGAUGCAGGCAAAGCCUUUCCAGUUUCGGUGCAGAAUGGCUCCCUCCAUCAAAAGGACUCUGUGCAUGACAAUGACUUUGAACCCUAUCUCACCAGCCAGUCCAGUCAGAAUAACAGCUAUCAGUCCAUGACAGACCCUUACCUGUCCAGCUACUAUGCCCCUUCUAUUGGGUUUCCUUACCCUCUCAAUGAGGCUCCGUGGUCUACAGGAGGUGACCCACCUAUUCCCUACUUGGCACCUUAUGCCCCUCUUAGCAAUGGAGACCAUCACUUUAUGCCCGACACUGUUUUUGGGCAGCCUGGUGGGCUGAGCAACAGCAUUUACCCUCACAGGUUUAAUUUUUUUCCUGAGAAUCCAGCGUUCUCAGCCUGGGGCACCAGUGGUUCUCAGGGCCAGCAGACUCAGAGCUCAGCUUAUGGGGGCAGCUACAGCUACCCACCCAGCUCUCUAGGAGGCACUUUAGUCCCUGAUGGCCAGACGGGUUUCCAUAGUGACACCCUGAGCAAGGCGCCGGGCAUGAAUAGCCUGGAACAGGGCAUGCUAGGCCUAAAAAUUGGGGGAGAUGUGACAGGAAAUGGCUCAGGUGUGAAGGGUGCAGGCUCUGUGAUAGGUGGCGGUGUAGCUGCAGCUGUUGCCACAGGAAACGGUGGCACACCAAUUGGAAUGCCCUCUCAGAAACCCACAUCAUGGGCAGCUAUUGCUAGCAAACCUGCCAAACUGCAGCAGCAAAAGUUAAAGAACAAGCCUGGCACGCCUACAGCUGGAGGAGCUCUGCUCCCACCCCCUCUCAAACACAACAUGGACAUCGAUACAUGGGAUAAUAAGGGAGCUGCUACAAAAAUGGCCCCUUUGUUACCUCACCAUCACCACCACCACCAUCACCACCACCACCAACAACACCACCACCACCACCAACAACAGCAUCCGUCCCAGAUUCACUCCCAUGCUCCAAGUCUCAUACCUCCCCUUCAGCAGUCCUUGCAGUCGGCCCAGUCCCUCGUGCAGCAGAUGACCAUGCCAGGUCCUGCGGUAGUGCCUCCGCAGCCUUACCAGAACCACAACUCUGCUCCUACACCUCAGACUCGAUGGGUUGCUCCACGCAACCGCAUCAUGUGCUACAGUGGUGGGAGCCUGGACAGCAGCGGCUCCUCCAACAACGGUGGUGUGGGUAAUGGAGCUGCACUGGGCGUAGUGGUACCUUCAGAACCGGGAUCAGAGUCCCAUCCUGUGCUAGAGAAGCUGCGAGCAGCCCACAGCUACAACCCCAAGGAAUUUGACUGGAACCUGAAAAACGGCCGUGUGUUCAUCAUCAAGAGCUACUCCGAGGACGACAUCCACCGCUCCAUCAAGUACUCCAUCUGGUGCAGCACAGAGCACGGCAACAAGCGUUUAGACUCCGCCUACAGAGCCAUGAACUCUAAAGGCCCAGUCUACUUGCUAUUCAGUGUGAAUGGCAGCGGCCACUUCUGUGGUGUGGCAGAGAUGUGCUCUCCAGUGGACUACGGCACCAGUGCCGGGGUCUGGGCCCAGGACAAGUGGAAGGGCAAGUUUGACGUGAACUGGUUGUUUGUUAAGGACGUGCCUAAUAGCCAGCUGCGCCACAUCCGUCUGGAAAACAACGACAACAAGCCGGUCACCAACUCACGUGACACUCAGGAGGUUCCUCUGGAGAAGGCCAAACAAGUGCUCAAGAUCAUCGCCCAGUACAAACACAGCACCUCCAUCUUCGAUGACUUUUCCCACUAUGAGAAGAAGCAGGAGGAGGAAGAGGUGGUAAAAAAGAGCUACGAGCCUGUUUCAGUACAGAGUCGAUCCAGAAUUGAUCAGGAUCGUCAGAAGUGAACUGUACACCACGGCCUCUGAACGUUUGAUCAACACGUGUUUGGGUGGACACAAUGAAAUUCAGAUAAAUACAGAAAACACAAGGACAUAAAGACAUAAAACUAAUAUUUUAUUUUCUAUUUAAUUUUAACAACUUUGAUCCAUGUCAAACUGUUGAGCCACUUUGCUCGGAGUUAACUAGACUUUGUAAUUUGUGCAGGGAUUGAACUAGUUCCACCAUUGAAGUUGUUUUAAAAACAUCUAUUUUUUCUUCCUUGCUUUCGGUCCUUUUAGCCUUAUUAAUCUCUCUUGCUGCCCUGGAACCUUGAAAUUCUCAGCUAAAGUAUAAAUAUCUGCACGUCUGUUUGGGAACUCUUGACAACAUGCUGCUGAUAUUUGGUGACUGUUCACUUUGUGGUUUGUGUGUUGAAGAAAUGUUAAGUGCUUGUAAUGGUUAAUUUUAAUGAGUGAACAACACUUAACUGACAAGUGUCUGAUAUCUGUGUGUGGCCAGUUGUGUUUUUUCAUCAGAAGACAAAAAUAAUAGGCUCUACAUUUUUACGUGAGUAAAGUUUUACUUUGGAGAACUUGUGCAUAGGCAUAAAUGUGCAUCCCUAACUAUUAAUAUUUAUUAUUUAAACAUCAAUCCUGGCUCAAAUUUGUUACGCUUACUCAAAUUGUUUUCGGUCUCCAGAUUAAAUGACAUUUUUUAGAAGUAGCUAAAAAAAAAUCUGUUUUUCACCCGUUUCUGCUGUGAAUUCAGGGAAAACAUUUUAUUUUAGAUCAAAUCCUUCUAAAAAGGGGUUCUCUCUUAUUUUAACAUCAAAUUUACUGUAUGGGUUUAGGUUUUUUGGCCAAAUUAAAUUUCCUGUUUGUUAUGACACAAUGUAGCGUGCGUUAAUAGUUUAAGCCAGGCCUGCCAUUUAGGUUCAUCAUUUCUUAAAAUUAUAAUCUUUACAUUAUGUUUCAUCCUCACAAAAAUGUAAGCUUUAAUGUACCAACAUUUCUAACUGAGAUCGCCUCAAACUGCUAAACUAGCAUUAUACCUAACAGAUUUAUUGUCCAGUGUAUGAAACUCUGAGACUAGCUUAUGUGGUACAUGUUUGUGACUUUUCAGUUUUUUAAUAACUGCUUGCUGUAUUGUGAGUGUAUGCAAGAAUGAUGAAAUGGGAAGUGAGUACUGUGGCGCAAUCAGAGUUAAACUGUAUAAUGGUAUCGGAUUAUAGAAAUUUAUGCAAAAAAAUUUAAGUCACCCUUGGAUUAAAUAUGUAUCGUAUCAGAGGUCACUAUCACAUUCUUAGAUUUUAUCUUGUUCAUUAAUAAACAGACUUAUAUGUU